UCCGCGGGGUCCUAGCGCCAGCUCUUCGCCGCUGCCGCCGCCACGCCGCUCGCCCUCCGGGACCCGGGCGAGCGCCACUCGCCGGCUGGCGGCUUAGGGCGCGCGAUACCCGACGGCUGAGCUGGCGGCGGCUGCCAUGAGGAGCGUGCACCCCCUGCUCCUCUUCUCCUCCCUGCUCGCCCUCUGCGGGCGCGGGGACUGCCGCAUGGCCAAUGCCGAGGAGAAGCUGAUGGAUGACCUCCUGAACAAGACCCGCUACAACAACCUGAUCCGCCCGGCCACCAGCUCCUCGCAGCUCAUCUCCAUCCACCUGCAGCUCUCUCUGGCCCAGCUCAUCAGCGUGAACGAGCGAGAACAGAUCAUGACCACCAACGUCUGGCUGAAGCAGGAGUGGACUGACUACCGCCUGGCCUGGGACAGCUCCCGCUACGAGGGGGUGAACAUCCUGAGGAUCCCUGCCAAGCGCGUCUGGCUGCCCGACAUAGUGCUCUACAACAA
Oryctolagus cuniculus (rabbit) is the source of this 498-nucleotide messenger RNA. The record is from RefSeq and is a predicted model, not a curated record. NCBI's taxonomy places the organism in Eukaryota, Metazoa, Chordata, Mammalia, Lagomorpha, Leporidae.